UUUCAUAGGCUUUUAAACAUGGUCUGUAGAGUCAAUCUGAUUAAACAGUUACAGUGGAACUAUUGUCAGUCGUCUUUGUGGCUCCAAUGAAGAGACUUUUCAUCACUAACCCCAUAAAAACCAUUUCCAUUUUGUGUUUGAAAAGACCGAUGUGGAAACAAAACAAUAAUAUUAAUAACAUUAGAUGGGACUCUGAACACAUUCUCUCUGUUUGCAUGAUGAGUUUUUUAAAAAUAAAAUAUUUAUUGACAGUUUGCCGUCUAAAAAUUGUUUCUCCUAUUCUACCUUGAUAGACACAGCUUGAUUCCUUCUUUUAAACUUGUAAUAGAAACCUGUGUCCUGUGUGCAGUCAGCCUUGACUGACCAACCGUUUGUUUUGUUUUUGUUUUUGUUUUGUUUUUGUUUUGUUUGUUUGGUUUUUUUUUUUGUUUUGUGCAGGGAAAGGGAUGCGGGAUCAGUUAUAAAAGCACCGUGAGUCGUAGUCGUCGUUAGAUAAACAACAUUUGUCACCAUGACCACCACAGUCGUUGUCGGUACUGCAUAUCCGUCUGUUGAAAACACACACACAUACACAGACACACACUACUCUGAGCUUAAGAAAUAGUUUAACAAGUUAUCUCACCAAAGCCAGGUAGACCAUCAUCACGGACAGGUUGAGAGACUUCACUAACACCGAGGGCCGACACAUCAGCACAAUGACACACCUGGUGGCGAAACCUUUCUUCACACACCUGUGUCUGGACACACAUCACUACACACAAGUGAUGUUGUUUUGUAUGUACCUGUAUUUCUUCUCAGCUGUUCUUGCUUCUGAGAAUGUGGCGCUGAGGAAGCCGGCUCGUCACAUCUCGACUCCAGCCCAAUAUUACAACGCAACGGCUGACAAGGCCGUGGAUGGCAACACCGAUGGUGACUUUUAUCACAACUCCUGUACCCACACUAGUGAAUUCUCCAACACCUGGUGGAAGGUGGACCUGAUGGGCUUCUACAACAUCACCAGCGUGCAGCUCUUCACGAGGACAGACUCAUACGGGGAGAGAUUAAUAAACUUCGAAGUUCGUGUAUCUGGCACUGACCCCACGACCUUUCCGUCCGGUGAAGGACAGCAGUGUGUCUACUAUAAGAGUCCAGUGGCUCUAACAGGAACUUUGCUCAACUGCACUCGUCCAAUCACAGGUCGCUUCGUCAGUGUGUUCAAGCCUGCCAACGAGGUUCUCACCAUCUGCGAGAUUUUUGUCUUCGGGACGAAGCUCGACACCGGAACCUACGAACUAGUGCAGGACAACUCCCGCCUCAGCUCUUCCCGUGUGACGUCACUAACAACAGCGUCGAGCAUUGGCUGCGGUGUGAAGUGCCUUAGUGACGUCACGUGUGUGGCCUUUAACGUCAUGACAUCAGAAACAAGUUCACCACCCGGCGUCACGUGCGAGCUUGUGGGUGUUACAGAGUGGGUGACAAGCAUGACACUGGAAGCCAAGACCGGAUGGAGAGCUUACAAGCGCCUGUUGGAGGGUUAACGUGACGUCAUGGAGAAAAAAAACGUUUGAAGUUAAUGAGGAGAACUUUACUCUGCGACUUGUAAUGAAUUUGUCUUUACACUUGAUUUGUUGUUUUUAUUUCAUAUUUAAUGUAUUUAAUCCCAUAUUUCAUGGGAUAGGCAAGCAAGGACGUCUCCAUUUCAUCCCGGGAUGGAUGACUUUUAAAAAAAUCCUGAGGCUUCAUUGUUUAUUGGCACUAGACUUUUGAUGUCACUGACAA
Pomacea canaliculata is the source of this 1758-nucleotide messenger RNA. RefSeq names its product fucolectin-like. Bases 696 to 1517 code for a protein of 273 amino acids. The record is from RefSeq and is a predicted model, not a curated record. The transcript has 4 exons. Lineage: Eukaryota; Metazoa; Mollusca; Gastropoda; Architaenioglossa; Ampullariidae.